Molecule: messenger RNA, 2047 nt
Organism: Wasmannia auropunctata (little fire ant)
Lineage: Eukaryota; Metazoa; Arthropoda; Insecta; Hymenoptera; Formicidae
Product: pre-mRNA-splicing factor CWC25 homolog
Exons: 6
Coding region: 415-1932 (505 amino acids)
Biological process (GO): mRNA splicing, via spliceosome
Cellular component (GO): U2-type spliceosomal complex
Source: RefSeq, a predicted model, not a curated record
CGAGUGGUGCCUCCGUAGUCUCUCCGAUUUCUUAACCUACAAAACCAUUAUUAACCUACAAAAAAUUUAGUGAGAGAAGUCAGAUUUCAGAAGAGCGUCAUAUAACCUCGAGUCGAGGAGAGGUUGAAGGCGCAAAUCCACCAUCCGGUGGAGCAACACAACAAAAACGAAACCCAAUGAGAUAAGAGAGAAGAAUUCGAAGAAUCAGUAUAUAUUCCAGUUAAUUAAGGAGAAAUAGUGGAGAAAAUACAGGUUAUAUAUAAGCACUUGAUCAAGAAGAUAGGAAAGAUCUAACGUGAUCGUACUCAAAAGUGAUAAACAUUUUUUUUAACAAUUGUAACCAUGUAUUAAUAUUAACAACAGUUCUGCUGCGAACAUUUUAUCGAGCAUUCGCUUUACUGUAAACACAACAAAAUGGGAGGCGGAGAUUUGAAUUUGAAAAAGUCAUGGCAUCCAUCUACUAUGAAGAAUAUGGAGAAAGUGAGGAAGGCGGAGCAGCAGAAUGUUCAAGAGACUAGAAGGAUAGCCGAGUUGAAGAAAGAGAUCGAAAUGGAGAAAGAUUUGGAAGACUUGAAAAAAUAUGCUGUCGAACAGGGUGUAAUAGAGAAGAAGGACGAUAAGAAAUUAGACUGGAUGUAUAAAGGGCCAAAUGAAAUGAUCAACAGGGAGGAGUACUUGUUAGGCAGACCAGUCGAUAAGGCUUUUGAGCAAAUGCAACAGACGGAGAAAGAUGUAGAGCUGAAUAGAAUGCCAAAAAACCACGUUGAAUAUGAAUGCAUCCCACCCUCGCUGCGAUUUUUCUCUGGUAACGAACAAGUCGAUCUGGCUAGAAAAAUACAAGAAGAUCCUCUAUACGCGAUAAAGAAGAAAGAAAUGGAAAGUAGGAAUCAGCUGUUGAAAAAUCCUGUUAAACUAAAGCAACUCAAGGAAUUGCUGGAGCAACAAUCAUCCAAAAGUAAAAGUGAAAAGAAGAAAAAGAAAGAAAAGAAGGAUAGUAGCGAGGAUGAGGCCAAAUUGGAUAUGUUAUUAGCCACUAAAUAUAAACAAUUGAAGGAUAAUAUCAGUGAAAAAGACUUGCUGAAAUCGAUGAAAAAAAUAAAACAUAAGCGAGCGAAAAAGUCAAAGAAGCGUUAUCGUGAUUCCGACAGCGAAACGGAUAGCAGCAAUGAUGACACUUCUAUUAAAAAGAAACACCACAAAAGACGAAAGAAACAAAAGAAAGGUACAACUGAUAGUGACGAUGACAGUAGUGAUAGUAAUAGUAGGAAGAGUAUCACUAAACGUGAGAAGGAAGAUAAUAAAAAGGAAUAUGACAGGAAAUAUUCGAGAAAUGAUACAAAAAUAGACGAAAUCAAGAAAGAAGAUAGAAAAAGAAAAGUGAGUGAAGAAAGAAAUCCGAAAUAUGAGAGCAGCAAAAGACACAGAGAGGAAAGAGAGGAGUAUAAUAAGAACGACAAACGACGACGAUAUGACAGUAAUUAUCAUAGAGAUGACUCGAGAAAUAGAUACAAUGAUAAAAGAAGAUAUUCAAUGGACAAACAAAGCGAUGCAACGAUAUCUAAUAGCGAAAGAACCUCAGCCAACAAAUCAACUUCCAAUACUGAUCACAUUAGAUUUAAGGAUAGAAAAGAAGAGAGAUAUAGGUCGAAGGCAAGGUCAGGUCUUACCGAGGAGGAGAAGGAGCAACGGCGAAAAGAGAUGAUGGCAAACGCAGUGUGGCGCGAUAAAGAAAGAGAGAAAAACGUGAAAAUAUACCGCGAGCAAGAGAAGAAGGAAGAACAGAAUAGCGAUAAAUCGUACAAUAAGGACUUUAUCAGAAAACAAUUGGUCGUCGCGACAGAAGUGGGUACCGUCGCGUCUAGAAUCAAAGCCAACAUUAACAAUAUACAACGUUCCGGACGAGCGAUGGAUACAAAUUUCGCUAAAAGAUGAUUAUCUCCAAUCACAUGUACUUUGUACAUUUGCACAGUACUGGAGUUUUCAUACAUGAAAAUUCUACAAAAAUGUAAAAAUACAUUAUUGAAAUAUAUUAUUGCCUAAGGGAAUA